CCUACUGGAGUUGUCCCGUUUUAUUCGAGCGCUUCCCCAAAUUUCUCGUGAUCGUCCCUCGUCUCGUCCUUCUCAGUCCGAUUUGCUUCGCCGGGUCUGUGGAUUUUGUUCGUCGUGGCUGCGGAAGGGGAGGAAUUGGUUCUGGAGGCGGAGGAGAUGACGUCGGGGACGAGGAUGCCGACGUGGAGGGAGCGGGAGAACAACAAGCGGCGGGAGAGGCGGCGGCGGGCGAUCGCGGCGAAGAUCUACGCCGGCCUACGGGCGUACGGCAACUACACGCUGCCCAAGCACUGCGAUAACAAUGCCGUGCUGAAGGCCCUCUGCGAGGAGGCCGGAUGGACCGUGGAGGAGGACGGGACCACCUACCGCAAGGGAAGCAAGGCACUCAAAUGUGUGGAAAGUGUUGGACCAUCGGCUUCGCCAAGCCCUUGUUCAUCUUACCAGCCAAGUCCUAGUGUAUCCUAUAAUCCGAGUCCGUCCUCAUCGACCUUGGCUAGUCCUGCAUCAUCAACUUUGAUCACAAAUGGCAAGAAUGCUAGUGGUGCUGAAGGCAAUUCCCUCCUUCCAUGGCUGAAAAACCUAUCUUCUUCUGCCUCCACUUCUUCCAAAAUACCAAACCUCCCGCAUUUGUACAUACAUGGGGGAUCCAUAAGUGCACCUGUAACCCCUCCGCUGAGCUCUCCGUCUGUGCAAUCCCCACGCAUCAAAAAGGAUUGGAAUGAGCUAAACAGCCAACCACCUUGGUCUGGUUUCAACCAUACUUGCUUGCCAUCAUCCUCCAUGCCCCCAAGCCCUGUUCGACAGGUUACCCUUGAUUCAUCCUGGCUUGCUGGCUUACGUCUGCCUUCGGGUGGCCCUUCUUCACCCACAUUCACACUUGUAGCACCUAAUCCUUUCGGUUUUCGCAACAAAACUAGUGACUCCAAAAUGUGGGCUCCAGGACAGAGUGGGACUUGCUCUCCAGUCCCUGGUGUGGACAACCAUGGUGAUGUUAGGACAUCUGAUGGCGCUUCAGAUGAUUUUGCAUUCGGCAGCAGCAGUAAUAGCACUCCUACAGCUGCUGGAUUGGUGAAAGCAUGGGAAGGGGAGAGGAUCCAUGAGGUCUGUGCCUCAGAUGAGUUGGAGCUCACUCUCGGAAGUUCGAAAACCAGAACAGUUGCUUGAACGACAAUGGUGAAUCACACGAUCCGCUUCCUAUGUUAUUAUUUUUGAAGGAGAAAGGGGAAGUCUUUAUUCAUCCAGUGUUCUGAGAGAUUGUUGAAAUUCUGAAUUAGCUAAAUAGAGGAUUCGAAAGGUAAGGUUUUAGUUUCUUAUCUUCAGCCUCGUUGCUCCUCUUUAGAAAAAUUUAGAACUAGAAGAUGUGAUCUUUCCCUUAAUUCUAUUGUAUGUGGGUUGUGGUAUAGUUUUCAUCAACAAAUGAAAUCUUGUUUAUGUGUUUAAACACAAUGAUUAGUUACUAAACUUCACGAGUGUUCAGGAAUAUGAUCCAGUCUUAAGUUCUGCACUUCUGCUUUGAUUCGUUAGUGCCUA
Messenger RNA from Zingiber officinale, 1530 nucleotides. RefSeq names its product protein BZR1 homolog 3-like. The record is from RefSeq and is a predicted model, not a curated record. Lineage: Eukaryota; Viridiplantae; Streptophyta; Magnoliopsida; Zingiberales; Zingiberaceae. Gene Ontology annotation, biological process: DNA-templated transcription; brassinosteroid mediated signaling pathway. The transcript is spliced from 2 exons. Gene Ontology annotation, molecular function: DNA-binding transcription factor activity. The coding region runs from base 157 to 1164 and encodes 335 amino acids.